GACAAAAUAGGUUCCAUUCGUGGAUGAAUAGAUAAAGUAUAAAAGAAUAUCUGGAAGCACUGAUUCCAUGCUGCAGCUGCAGAACAUCUGUACACCCCCACUGUUCUCUUCCUACAUCCAGAUUAUAGCUGCUUAUAUGGCCUCCAUUCAUGGUAAAAUUGCCAUAGUCGGCAUGGCUUGUCGUUUUCCGGGAGGCGCCCAUAGUCCUGAAGAAUUUUGGCAACUUCUUCUGAGUGGAAAAAACACUAUGGAAGACGUCCCGUCGUCACGGUUCAAAAUCGAAGAUUACUGGUCGGACCGACCUGGAGUACCCAAUAAAAUGGUAGCUCGAAAAGGGCAUUUCCUCCAAGAAGGCACCUUGUUUGACGAAGCGUUCUUCAACUUAUCUCCUCGUGAAGCCAUGAACAGUGAUCCUCAGCACCGAAUUCUUCUUGAGACAGUCGUUGACGCCCUGGAUGAUGCAGGAUACAAAGAAUCCAGAGACGGGGGCGAACGUGGAUGGAACAAAUCGAAAAUGGGGGUAUUCAUCGGCAGCGCCACUGAUAGCUAUCAGAAUAAUCUUGCCAGCCAGCCGAUUGAUGCUUUUUUUUGUCCUGGAACCAUUCGCGGGUUUGCUGGUGGUCGCAUUAGCCACUACUUUGGCUGGCAGGGACCUUCUGUUGUCUAUGACACUGCUUGUUCAUCCUCACUGGUCGCAGUUCACUCUGCUUGUCAAUCUCUCCUCCUACACGAGUCCGAUGCUGCAGUAGCUGGAGCAGCUAACAUGUUGACAUCUCCAGAGAUGUUUCUUGGUCUCAGUAAAGGAUUUUUUAUCUCUAACACAGGAGGUUGUAGGACUUUCGAUGAAAGUGCAGAUGGGUAUUGUCGAGCAGAGGGUGUCGGGGUAGUAGUACUGAAGAGAUUUGAGGACGCUUUACGUGACAAUGACAAAAUAGAUGCAGUCAUUGUUGCAUCAGGAAUUAAUCAGUCGGGACCUUCGGAGUCAUUGACUAUGCCUCACUCAGCAACUCAGGCAAUGUUGUUUACUUCCAAUUGUGAACGUGCUGGUAUAUCGCCGCUAGCAGUUCGAGUUGUUGAAGCACAUGGCACAGGAACUUUCGUCGGUGAUUAUGCCGAAAUGGAAGCUAUCAAAGCAACUUACUGUCAAGGUAGAAAAUCUCAAUCAGAUUCACAGCUUUUCGUCGGAUCUCUCAAACCAAAUGUUGGCCAUUCAGAAAGCGCAGCAGGAAUGGCUAGUUUGAUUAAGAGUGUUCUCAUGAUGAAGUAUAGGCAGGUUGUACCCCAUAUUGGUAUCACCACUCGCCUGAGCCCUCGUCUUGGUGAUCUGGAGAUAUCAGGAAUAAUGAUUCCUACUUCUCUCCUGCCUUUAAAACCAGUUGCAGGCGAAAAGCACAUCUUCACAGCAGUUCACAACUUCGGAGCUCAUGGUGGAAAUUCUGGCAUCAUCCUUCAAGAAAUGCUUCCACCAAUGGAUUCUAUAGACCAGUCAACCAGUGAUCCUCGCUCCUCCCAUAUCAUUGUACUAUCAGCCAAGCCACAUACACCAUUUACAAUAGUCAUUGGUCAACUUCUCCAAUAUAUUGAAACUGCUGGUCCAAUCUCUCUAUCAUCAUUGAGUUAUACCACCACUGCUCGUAGACAAGACUAUACAUCUCGUAUCGCAUUCAGUGUGACGAGUAUCAAAGACCUGAAAGGUCAACUCCAAACUUAUCCCUCUCCAAUAAUUCUCCCCCGUAGAAAUUCUGCUCCAAAAGUCGGAUUUGUAAUUGGGGGAAAUGGGUCCCAAUUCCAAGGAAUGGGGAAAGAUCUUUACAACACUUCGCCCGUAUUCAAGUCUUACAUAGAUGCGUGUGACAUUGCUGCUAUGGAGGCUGGUGUCGGGGGCCUCACUGGGCUGAUAAAUGGUUGCAUAGAUCCCCUGCUGAACAACUCCAUCUCAAAGUUAGCCGGUGCCAUCGGAAUUUUUUCGGUAGGAUAUGCCGUAGGUAUGAUGUGGAGACAUUGGGGUCUCGAGCCUAGUUUACUCCUUGGGCACAGCCUAGGCGAGUACGUGGCUCUGGCCUUAUCUGGCUGUAUUUCACUUGCCGAUUCUAUGAAGGUCCUUGUUGCAAAAGUACAUGCCGCGGAGACUUCCACUCAUUCGGAGGAUGGUGGUAUGCUCGCUGUUGGAAUUUCUGCCAAUGAUGCCAGAGAAAUGAUUGCCCUCAGCGGUUGCAGCGGCAUUGACAUUGCUUGCAUUAACGGGACUUUUCAGACAGUUGUGGCAGGUACCAGUUCAGAACUCCAGAGGCUGCAAGAUUUCAUCAGAGCCUUACCCGCCCCGCCCUUGGUGAACAGGCUUCCUGGAUCUAUUGCCUGGCAUUCAGCGCAUCUGAUUGAAUCAGCAAAUGCCUUACAAAAAGUGACAAAUUUAAUUCCAUUCAGGGAAGCAGAAGUGCCUAUCCUUCUAAACGUGAAUGGUACCUUGCUUGAAAAAGGGGCCACUCUAUCUUCUAGGUAUCUUUCCCAACAGAUGAACAUAGAUAUUUGGAUAGAGUUGAGUGCCAAGGCUAUCCUCCUUCCAUUUUUGCGACCAUUUGUCCCAACAAAGACCAUGUUACUUCCAACUCUUGGUGGACCAACAUCUAAUUGUUGGAACUCCAUCACCAAGUCUCUUGCACGGCUAUAUGAAGCUCACAUUCCCAUAAAGUGGGCAAAUUACCAUGACUCAUAUCCGGUUCAAUUGGUAUCUCUACCAUCUUAUCCUUUCACCCGCAAGGAGCAUUGGAUUGUGUACUCAGAUCGAUUAUCUCCGCAUACCCGCUCAGAAAAUAUAGCAAGUAGCCAGAAACAGCUAACACCACAUUCCUCCCCGACUUACCUGGAACCAGAUUUACCGAUUGCGCAGCACCAAACUGUCAUGUCUGCAAUCAAUCCUCCGGACGUUUUGUCUGUCACACAGAUCCUCUCACAGGAGUUAAAUGUGCCUGAGUACAGCAUCAAGGUGGAUGACCUGAUUGAGGAUGUAGGGGUCGACUCAAUUAUGUGGCUUCUGUUGCGUGAUGGAAUAUAUUCCCAACGACAUUGCACUUGUCCAUGGCCUGAGUGGAGGAAGGGGAGGACUGUUCAAGAACUGUGUAACCUGACAGAAAUGCAUUUUCAAGGGGCAUGCAAAUCAUAGGUAUCUUGAUUGUUUGUUCUAUGAACCUUUGCUAUAUAUGAUGUCAAUGUAUUUCAUUGAAAUUUUCAACCAGAG
Messenger RNA from Lentinula edodes (shiitake mushroom), 3235 nucleotides. RefSeq names its product thiolase-like protein. The record is from RefSeq and is a predicted model, not a curated record. The transcript is spliced from 7 exons. Gene Ontology annotation, molecular function: fatty acid synthase activity. Gene Ontology annotation, biological process: fatty acid biosynthetic process; secondary metabolite biosynthetic process. NCBI's taxonomy places the organism in Eukaryota, Fungi, Basidiomycota, Agaricomycetes, Agaricales, Omphalotaceae. The coding region runs from base 68 to 3160 and encodes 1030 amino acids.